This is a messenger RNA of Sugiyamaella lignohabitans, 1080 nucleotides long. RefSeq lists its product as uncharacterized. Bases 1 to 1080 code for a protein of 359 amino acids. The record is from RefSeq and is a predicted model, not a curated record. The transcript has a single exon. Gene Ontology annotation, cellular component: anaphase-promoting complex. NCBI's taxonomy places the organism in Eukaryota, Fungi, Ascomycota, Dipodascomycetes, Dipodascales, Trichomonascaceae. Gene Ontology annotation, biological process: anaphase-promoting complex-dependent catabolic process.
AUGUCGACGCUACGCGUCAGAAGACAGAAUGAACCUCAUAGCUUUCGGACUUCGAAAUCAAGGCGAAAUCAACACCAAAAUUCUGGUGCCAUUCAUUUCCAGAAUGCUGCCACUAGUUCUAGUGUUGGUGGAAUAGUGGGCACGAAUGGUCCGAAUCAGUCAAGAACAAUUGCCAACUUUCAUAAUUCAACAUAUCAUCCACCUGCCAAUGGAUUGACGACUCGAGGGACCAGCCGGUUCUGCAUCAGCAAUGAGUACGCCGGCAUUGGACAAUGGGGCUAUGGAAUGUGGAGACAGCAGUCAACUGAUAUUUACAAUAUCGAACGAGACGAAGAAUAUAGAGAAAAUUAUCUCAAAAGUAUACGAGAAUUCGGCUAUAACUAUCUUAAACCGAGUGGCAUUCGACAAACUAUGAGAUCGCUGCUCGAACGGGCAGUUCAGGGCGAUGAGGAUUUAGAUAUAUCUCGUGGUCAUAUCGAUAUAUCUGGGAUGGCUGAUCCUAAUGAACGAGAAGAGCUAGAAUUGCAGCAGGAGCAGCUAGAAGUAAGAGGUGUGGAGAACGAAGAGAACGAUCGCGCCCGUAAUGUUGCAGAGGAAGAUACCACUAAUGACGUUGGAAAUGAACGAAUGGCUAAUAUGCGGCAUGCUAUAGAUGGUGAGGAAGACGAUACAUUCCGUUCAGACCAAGAUGAAGAUGAAAAUGAAGAAGAGGUUGAUUUGGAUGCUGAUAUUCCUGAUCUGGAUGCUGAAAUACCGGAGGCGGUCGAUAACUCGUAUGAUGAUAGUUAUGACGAGGAUGAGUAUCAGGAAGGGUUCAUGGCGGAUGAAGAAUAUGGGGAUGUUGUCACAGAAAAUGAUGUACAGGACGCCGACAAUUCAGCCAGUAUGAUCAUGCCCUCUGACCAAUCUGCCAUUGGUCCUGCAAUUGCUCUCCCUGAUGAGGAUUCUUUUGUCCGACCAGUUCAUCCUAAUCAGGAUAUUGCACACGCUGAUGUGAGCUAUUCUAGCAAUGCUGGUUAUGGUCUGGAUGAUGGCGAUAGUGAGUUGGAGAUGGAUGUCAGCAAUAUGUCGUUUCAAUGA